Molecule: messenger RNA, 357 nt
Organism: Ustilaginoidea virens
Lineage: Eukaryota; Fungi; Ascomycota; Sordariomycetes; Hypocreales; Clavicipitaceae
Exons: 1
Coding region: 1-357 (118 amino acids)
Source: RefSeq, a predicted model, not a curated record
AUGCCUUGUCAAGUUGGGUCCUCCGAGAACAGCAAAGACAAACUGUCUGCCAUCCAACCACUCAGCCCGGAUUCCGGAAACUCGCAGGAGAAGCCAUCUGCGUGGCAAAAGACCAUGAAACCGGUGCUAAACUCAAAGGUCAUGCGGCCAGGUGUAGUUCGAAGCCCGCCCUCGACGACUUUGGCUUCCCUACCAUACCCUGGUUACGUCGAAGACGGUGAGGAAUCACGGAGAAGGAGAAUAGGAGAGUCACAGCCUCAGCUGGUCCCGGACGAUUUUAUUGUAGGCAAAUGCAAAGCAGAAGAGCUGGGCGGGUUUGCCUGUCGCGGGCUGGGAGGGCAUGCAUCUCGGGAAUAA